Lasiodiplodia theobromae is the source of this 1554-nucleotide messenger RNA. RefSeq names its product Seryl-tRNA synthetase. The coding region runs from base 1 to 1554 and encodes 517 amino acids. NCBI's taxonomy places the organism in Eukaryota, Fungi, Ascomycota, Dothideomycetes, Botryosphaeriales, Botryosphaeriaceae. The transcript has a single exon. Gene Ontology annotation, cellular component: mitochondrion. The record is from RefSeq and is a predicted model, not a curated record. Gene Ontology annotation, molecular function: serine-tRNA ligase activity; ATP binding; tRNA binding. Gene Ontology annotation, biological process: mitochondrial seryl-tRNA aminoacylation.
AUGAAGCCCCUCAGCGCCUCCCUGGUUACCUGCGCUUCGUGUCGCUCCGCCCUGCUGCGCUCCCGCGUCUCCGCUGCGCGCCUUCACCAACUCGCCCCGCGCCGCCACUAUGUCAGGCCAUCGACAGCUCCGAAGCCGCUGCUGGACCUGAAGCACAUCCGCCAGAACCCCGGUCUAUACGAGCAGAACUGCAUCGACCGCAAUUACAGGGCCCAGAGCAAGCAUUCGUGGGAAAUCAUCAAAUUAUUCGACCAGUGGAAGGAAUGCCAGCUCAACGCCCGCCAGCUGCGCGAGCGCGGCAACGUCCUGCGCCGCAAGCUCUCCAAUGCCGCCUCCCUCAGUGGCGACACCAUCCCCGAGCCCGAUAUGGACAUCGCCGCCUUGAAGGCCGAGGGUAAGGAGAUCAAGGACAAGCUCACCAGCAUCGAGGACAAGGAGAAGGAGCUUGUCGAGCGCAUGGAGAGCUUGGCUCUUGAGCUGCCGAACCUGAGUAGCACCAACACCCCUGUCGGCGACCAGCCCGAGGUUGUCGGUUACAUUAAUAAGCACCCCGACCGUCAAGGCGAAGACGCCACCGACAGGUUAUGGAAGUCACAUGUUGUCAUUGGCACCGAACUGGGACUGCUGGAUUUUGCCGCCGCUGCACAGACGUCCGGUUGGGGCUGGUACUACCUCAUCAAUGAGGGAGCGUUGCUGGAGCAGGCUCUCAUUCAGUAUGCCCUGACUGUCGCCAGGAAGAGGGGAUGGAGGCCCGUGUCUCCGCCCUCGAUCGUCUAUUCGCACAUCGCUGCAGCUUGCGGCUUUCAGCCGCGAGACCAAAACGGCGAGCAGCAGAUCUACGCACUAGAGCAAGCCGAGAAGGACAAGGCCAAGCCUUCACUCGUGCUUGCCGGUACCGCCGAGAUCCCUUUGGCUGGCCUCAUGGCUGGCCAAACCAUUGAGGAUGCAGACCUACCGUUGAAGAUGGUUGGUGUCAACCGGAGCUACCGUGCCGAAGCUGGAGGCAGGGGAGUGGACACCAAAGGUCUAUACCGGGUACACGAAUUCACCAAGGUCGAGAUGUUCGCCUGGACUCUGCCCGACACGCACGAGGGCGAAGGCUUCUUUACAGAGCGUGGCGUCGCGCACUCGGAAGCCGUGUUCGACGAGAUGCUGUCGAUUCAGACUGAAAUCCUGAAGUCGUUGGGAUUGCACUGCCGUAUUCUUGAGAUGCCUACAACCGAUCUGGGAGCCAGCGCGGCGAGAAAGCGUGACAUCGAGGCAUUCUUCCCCUCUCGCCGCGACCGUGACGAAGGAUGGGGUGAGGUCACGUCGACAUCCAUCUGCACCGACUACCAGACCCGCCGGCUCCAGACUAAGGUGCGUCUCGAGAAGGCCGGCCGCAAGCUGGACCUUCCUCACACGCUCAACGGUACGGCAAUGGCAGUGCCGAGAGUGCUAGCCGCCAUCCUCGAGAACAACUGGGACGAGAAGACGAUGACGGUCACGGUCCCGGAGGUGCUUCGGCCAUUUAUGGGCGGUAUGGAGGUGAUUGAGAAGAAGCGGAUGUCUUGA